This is a messenger RNA of Oldenlandia corymbosa var. corymbosa, 1254 nucleotides long. The record is from the annotation of a GenBank genome assembly. Lineage: Eukaryota; Viridiplantae; Streptophyta; Magnoliopsida; Gentianales; Rubiaceae.
AUGGACAAAAUUGACACAACCCCCGGAGGUAAAACCUCAUACUGCUACCACGGCGGCGGCAGGCAGGAUGAUGAUGAUUACCUACCCGAGUGGUUUUUGUUAGAAUUGUUAGUCAAACUUCCGGCGAAUGACGUGUUCAGAUUCAAGUCCGUCUCGAAACAAUGGUUUAACUUCAUCUCCGAUCCACCUCUCAGAGCUCUGUAUUUCUCCAGACAGCCGAAACCAAUUCGUUGCCCAUUACUCUUUGUGAGUACAGCCUAUAAAUGCUUCGAUACGCUUACAGAUCCAAACCAAUCCGAUUCUUCUGCGUAUGGGAGAGAUCGUGACAAUCUUACCCUACCAACUCCACUAAUCAGAAGAGGAGGAAACAGAGAAAUCAGGCCAUUCUACAACAGAGCCGCCGACAAGGGCUUUAUCUUGGCCGAGGUGGCGGCGGUGGCGCAUCUGUACGGAGAAUUGGUCGUUUACAACGCCGUCACCGGCCAGAGCUGCGAACGCCUCCCUAAUCCUCGCCGCAAGGAAAACAAUUGCUCUCUGGGUUUCAUAACCCAAGUGGAUGACGGAUCCGGGUUUUUGACUGAUUACAAAAUCGUAUCGGUUGCUUCUCAGAUGCAAUUUCGCAAUUUCCUUGACAUGAGUAUAUUUUCUUCGGAAACAAGGAGAUGGGAAGAUUUCAGGGUGCAAUCUGAAGCUCCCGUCAAUUUUUGCUCCUACUAUUACAACAGACCCGUUCUUGUGAACACCACUCUGUAUUGGGUCCAUCGGAGCCCCGGAAUCAUUCUAACCUACGAUCCGUACGCCAACCCGAAUCAGCUCCGGAUCAUUCAACUCCCAACUCAUCUUGAGGAUGAUAGUGAUUACGAUGACGUCUCAGGUGUUUGGAAAAUUGUACACGGAAAUGAUGGUUUUUGGGAAACUUUGAAAAUAUGGGAUCUCCAGGAAAACCAUCACUGGCGACUUGGGCAUACAAUCCAGGUUGGCGAAAUUCUAGAUUUGGCUCCUUCUAACAUUGGCUCUUCAGACAAUGCCCUUUUCGUAUCGUUCCAUCCAUCAGAUCCAGACGUUGUAUAUUUGGAUUUGGAGAGUAAAGGAACGUUGAUUUCGUGCAACGUUCAGACCAAGAGAGUGGAUGGAGUUAUUCCAUAUUGGCCAUCGGACGAGCAUUACUCGAGUAGCAAAUGGUUUCUGCUGGAGCUUUCGCCUUGGCCCGUCUCCAUUCCGCCUUCUCUGCUGGCUAUAUAUAGCCAUGACUAA